AUGGCCAACUCCGCAGAUCAAGCAGCCGGCGCCCCACGGAAAAGGCAGCAUCUGCAAUGGUCGGAAGCAGAUACGCGGAGCCUAAUCAGACUCUGGGAGGACAACCUGCACUCGUUGCGAGCGCAGAAGCACAACGACGAGGUGUACGCCAGCAUCGCGGCUGUGCUCACAAGUGCGGGUGUCUCCCGCACGAAGGACCAAGUGCACACGAAAAUAGAAAAUCUGACACACACCUACAGGAAAUGCCUUAAAGAAAAGGCAACGGGCUCGUCCCCACCAAACUGGCCCUUUUUUGUAGAGAUCCAUAAGUUUCUUGGAAGCCUGCCCGUGAACGACCCCUCUUAA
Molecule: messenger RNA, 345 nt
Organism: Rhipicephalus microplus (southern cattle tick)
Lineage: Eukaryota; Metazoa; Arthropoda; Arachnida; Ixodida; Ixodidae
Biological process (GO): positive regulation of DNA-templated transcription
Cellular component (GO): nuclear body
Source: RefSeq, a predicted model, not a curated record